AUGAUGUUCCUCGCUACUCUUCUUUUCGCUGCUGCUGGCGUUUCUGCCGCUAGCUCCGCUACAUCGCCGGAUGCUCCAGGCUCUACCUGUCUGGCUGACUACAUUCUCGAGGACUGUCUGAAGUCAACUACUGUCAAUGCCAACAACUGCAACCCCACAGACUACACUUGUCUUUGUGCAGCUUACCAGGCCAUCUUCACCUGCUACAACAACUGCCCCAAUGACAUCCGCGCUCCGUCAGUCCAGAACCAGGUUGAUUCAUACUGCCGAACUGCUUCUCUCUUGGCCACCACCACCAAGGCUGCCCCCAAGACCAAGACGUCAGGCUCUUCUAGCCCUGACGAGACUUCUGCUUCUGAGGCUUCUCCCGGCAACGAUGAGGCUGCCACCACCGAGGAGAGCAGCAGUACUCCAACCUCUGGUGGUGAGGCUGAGGUGACCGGCUCCGGUGGCUCGAAAACUGCCUCCAACGCUGCCCGCACAACCAGCUCCAAAGCUGCUGCUCCUACUAUGAUUGGCAGCGUUGCUGGUAUUUUCAUGGCUGUCGCCGGUGCUGCUGCCGCUGCUGUCAUGAUCUAG
Messenger RNA from Trichoderma atroviride IMI 206040, 579 nucleotides. RefSeq lists its product as uncharacterized. Lineage: Eukaryota; Fungi; Ascomycota; Sordariomycetes; Hypocreales; Hypocreaceae. The record is from RefSeq and is a predicted model, not a curated record.